AUGUCGGAAGACUGUACCACAGGGAAGCGCAAGUUUGAAUCGGAAGAAGACCAGGAUUCUGCGAGAGGCGCUGAGAAGAAGCGGAAGACGGAACAAGAAUACGCGCCAGGGUCCAAGCCCUUGGACUCCAAGUUCAAAAACGGCGACUAUGUGGUUGGCUGGAUUUGUGCGAUAACUACCGAAUAUGUGGCCGCACAGGCAUUUCUUGACGAGAAGCACGAGGGACCUGAAUAUGUGUCUCCAAAUGAUGACAACAUCUACACUCUCGGAAGGAUUGGGAAGCACAAUGUCGUUAUUGCUGUUUUGCCAGAUGGAGAGCAUGGAACAAGUUCAGCAGCCAGAGUCGGCAGUGGUUUACAACAUACGUUUCCUAAUGUCCGUAUUGGAUUAUUAGUUGGAAUCGGUGGCGGCGCACCAGCAAAACAUGAUAUCCGCCUUGGCGAUAUCGUGGUCAGCGCUCCUCGUGAAGGUAAAGGCGGAAUCUUUCAAUACGACUUCGGUAAGACUAUCCAGAAUCAGACCUUCCAUACAACUGGGUUCUUGAACCAACCGCCAGUGCUGUUGCGAGCGGCUAUGAACGAUCUUAAGGCACGGUAUGAAAUUGACGGCCAUGACAUUGAAGAAACAGUCAAGACCAUCCUUGAUAAGAGACCGAGGCUUAAGAAGAGAUAUAGGAGACCUGAUCCAAGUAGCGAUAGGUUAUAUCGCUCCACGGUCAUUCAUCCACCAGGUGACGAAGCGACCUGCGCUCAAGUUUGCAGCCAUGAUUCAAAAGACUUGAUUACACGGAUAACCCGGCCAGAAGAUGAGAUGCUGGUAAUCCACUAUGUGUUGAUUACUUCAUCUAACCAGCUUCUGAAGGACGCCUCUAUCCGAGACAGACUCUAUUAG
This is a messenger RNA of Fusarium redolens, 891 nucleotides long. RefSeq lists its product as uncharacterized. Lineage: Eukaryota; Fungi; Ascomycota; Sordariomycetes; Hypocreales; Nectriaceae. Gene Ontology annotation, biological process: nucleoside metabolic process. The transcript has a single exon. The record is from RefSeq and is a predicted model, not a curated record. Gene Ontology annotation, molecular function: catalytic activity. Bases 1 to 891 code for a protein of 296 amino acids.